AAAUAAUUAAAAUGGAGGAGAACAGAGAGAAAAAGAAGAAUAAGGAAUGGUCGAUUUGGAGUUGAUUUUGAAAGUGAAGAAAGAAGAAAUCAUUUCGUCCCUCAAUAGAGGACAGCUCAGAGAAGAGUGAGUCACUACUCCAAGAGGAUAUGGACCUUGAAUCCAAGAUUACCCCAUUCGAAGAAUCAAAAACCCAUAACGCUUCCCACCGACCAACUAACUCUUCCAAAUCCCCUAAGAGAACAACUUUGAAGGAAGAAACCUCUAAGGAAGAGAACGAGACACCAGAAGUUCAGGCACCAAAAAGAGCCGACCCAGUGGGCAGAGAGGAGGGAGCGGAUGGAGUAGGAAAUUGAGGAAUGGGUAGUGAGAGAAAUGGGGAUACUGAAAGGAAGGAGAUGAUGGAAGAGGUUGUAGAGGAGGUGAUAGAGGAGAUAAGGAGUGAGGUGAUUGACAAGGAGAUUAAAGAUGUGUGAGAGAGUGUUAAGGAUGCAUUGGUAAAGGAAAUUGAUGAUUUUGGAAGUUGUUUGAGGGAGAAGUAUGAAUCUGUACAGAAAUAGCCAAGAAAUGGGGAUAUCUGAAAAUCUUAUCCAAACUUACAAAAAUAAAAACUGAGUUGCAACUGUACUUCUUUGAUUUGAUUUAAAUAACGAAGAUUGGAGAAUCAAAGCUGAUUCCAAAUUAAAUCUCUCAGACCCAAACAUAUACUCCAUAUUAUUCACGACACCUUCUCCAAUACCAAAACUAUUCACUAAAAUCCUGACCCACCUCAGCCUAGCCAUAAGCACCAAACCUUUAAUCAAUUCUCCCCAAACGCAGGAUGAGGAGGAAGGUAGAGAUGAGAGCCAGUUGGUGAAACCUUAUCAAAUUACAUUUGAGAAUUUUGACUUUUCAGAGAAGAUGGGAUGCCUUUGAGAGGUAUUGCAGAUUUGUAUUGAUGAAGAAAUUAUAAGAGUUGCUUUUGAACAGUGUGUGUUUCCUUAUGUAACAGAGAAGGGAGUGAGCCAAUUGAUUUUCAUAACACCUCAAGAACAAAUGAGACCAUUUUAUGGAAUAAGUUUUACAGAAUGUGAAUUCAUUCAAAACCUAGAAGAAGAGAAAAAUUAUGAAUAUGACAAAGCUGAUCAAAUAGGCCUUCUGCUAAAUUGUCCAGGUUUACCAUCUCCAUUAAGAGAUCCAAAUGUAGAGCUACAAAUCGAGGGAGGGAUCUCUAGUAUUUCUUUCAAGAACAAUAAGUUCACUGACAUCGAAAUGGCAAAACUAAAGGUGUACCUAUGCUAUGCUGAAAAUCUUCUAAUUUUUGAAGAAGAUAAGAAAGAAAAAGAGGGAGAAGAGGGAGAAGAUGAAGAAGUAGAAGAAGAUGAAGAAAUAGAAGAAGAAAAUAAAAAAGCAGCCAAAGAAGAAUCAAAAGAAUAGC
This is a messenger RNA of Moneuplotes crassus, 1417 nucleotides long. The record is from the annotation of a GenBank genome assembly. Lineage: Eukaryota; Ciliophora; Spirotrichea; Euplotida; Euplotidae.